UAUAUUUAUUCCCCCUCCUCAAUUGAACUUGUUAACUUGUGUUCUGUGAAUUCUGUGAUUGUAUGUUGUAAUCAUUGUGUCGUAAUGAUAUAAUUCAGUGAAAUGUCAAAAGGGAUGUCGUACUUUGGGCACUUUGCAUAUUCCAUUCGAGGCAAAUAUUGUUCAAUUAAGAAAUUCACCAAUUUAAAAUAUGAAGAAUGGAACGUUGAUUGCGUUGAGGUUGAUUGAUUGAUUGAUAAAUUUGCGAUACGAGCACGUUCCGAAUCAAAAUCAUACAUAUCAGUUUGCAAUAUCCUGCAUUUCGUAGUAGACGCUCGCUCGUUCAAUAAAAUAAACAUCGCAUCAAAUAUUGUUUAGUUUUAAAAUAUUUUUCUUAUUAAAUUCGGAUUUAAUUUAUGGUUAAUCAUCGUGUCAAUUUGUAUGAGGUAAAAGAAAUAAGUUCAAGUUCACGGCCUUUGCGCGAUUUCAUUAUUCCGAGUGUGUUCUGUGCUGUCACCGCAGCUGUCACUUGUUGCUUUUUUUAACGUCAGUCGGUCAUCCGAUGACGUACUGUUUGAACGUCUGAGUUCGUUGCCGGCGCGGGCUUCUAGCAAUUUGCUUCAAAUCGCGUUUAUUCAAUUACAAAUUAUCAUCUUAUAUACGUACGGAUGCGCAGGAGCAAGAGGCAGUUGCUUUGCCCACGACCGGAUAUAGUGAAUCAAAUUUUAUUUAGUUUAAAAAAAGUGGUUGCCGCUGAGUGCGUUCGCAGCGUUUGUUUUGAUUAAAAAUUGCAAUUGUUUUGUAUUAAAUCUACUGUGAGUCAGCAAUAAAAAUGAAAAUGCAGAAUGCCAAAGAAGAAACUUCAGACGACGAGUCUGGAUUGGGCUACCAGAACACAUUGAUGUAUGGUCGCUACCAGCGUGACCUAAGCGAAGCGGCCAGAGAGGAAGCCAGAAGACUGCGCAGACUCCGUAAGAAGAGGCGGAAAGACGACAAACUACGACAGAAAGAGUUAGAGGCGACUGGGAAACACCGGCCCAGGGGAAAGAUCUUUAAGGUUUUAGGUGAGCAUAUCCUAAGUCUGGCAAUACUGUUCAGUUAAAAUAUAGCAAUGAACGCGACGCUCUUAUGACGUACAAAUAAACUUUUUGAAGUAGGUUUUAUUUUAUUGAACCUGUGUCAAAUAUAGGCAAAAUGUUAUUAUGAUUAAACUUAUUUAACAGAUGGAAGGACGGAUAGACAGACAGAUACUCUAGUGAUUCUAAUGAAGGUCCCAUAUUUUGUUUUUAGUAUUGUGAACUAAAACUGAUGAUAGGAGGUCAUAUGGCACUUUAUAGGAAUGAUGUGAAGUGUGUGGCAGGUUACCUGUGGAGGCACACGUUCGCUAGGCUCGGCGAGGACUGGGUGUUCCUGGCGUUACUGGGCAUCAUCAUGGCGGUCCUCAACUUCGCCAUGGACAGGGGCAUCGCUAUAUGCAAUAAUGCUCGCAUGUGGAUGUACAAGGACCUGGCAUCGUCCACAUUCAGUCAGUACGUGGCGUGGGUGUCGCUGCCAGUAUGUCUAAUACUUUUCGCCUCUGGUUUUGUUCACAUCGUCGCCGCACAGAGCAUAGGGUCUGGUAUACCAGAAAUGAAGACGAUCCUUCGUGGCGUCCACUUGAAGGAAUACCUCACGUACAGGGCUCUGAUUUCGAAGGUCAUAGGGCUGACUGCCACUCUCGGGUCUGGUCUGCCACUCGGUAAAGAGGUAAGUAGUCAUUUUACUGGAAUAAAAAUCAAUCAGGAUACAAAUUUUAAUGUUGUGUUAAUUAUUAUAAAUCUUAGACACGUCAUUUUCUUAAUUCUUUUUUUUUUUUGUAAAUAAGAGAAUCAAAAUUUGCGUUACCUAUGAAUAUGAUGAUUUUUUAAUAAUAGAAAAUAUUCGAGUUUAUAUCUCGACAGGUAUUGAUGGUUUUCCUCACGGCCAGGGUCCGUCGGUGCACAUAGCGUCUAUGGUGGCGAGCCUGCUGUCGAAGCUGGUAACAACAUUCCAGGGCAUCUACAGUAACGAGUCCCGCACCAGCGAGAUGCUGGCCGCCGCCUGCGCCGUGGGUGUCGCCUCCUGCUUCGCCGCGCCUGUCGGGGGUGACGUAGCCACUUUCUACCAUUUUCUUCUAAUGGAUUCUUUUUUCUAUCUAACCCUUCAAUUUUCAGUCGAUUUUAUUCGUAUUUAU
This is a messenger RNA of Diatraea saccharalis (sugarcane borer), 2191 nucleotides long. The record is from the annotation of a GenBank genome assembly. NCBI's taxonomy places the organism in Eukaryota, Metazoa, Arthropoda, Insecta, Lepidoptera, Crambidae.